Molecule: messenger RNA, 1216 nt
Organism: Capsella rubella
Lineage: Eukaryota; Viridiplantae; Streptophyta; Magnoliopsida; Brassicales; Brassicaceae
Product: transcription factor MYB56
Exons: 3
Coding region: 86-1099 (337 amino acids)
Biological process (GO): regulation of DNA-templated transcription
Cellular component (GO): nucleus
Molecular function (GO): RNA polymerase II cis-regulatory region sequence-specific DNA binding; DNA-binding transcription factor activity, RNA polymerase II-specific
Source: RefSeq, a predicted model, not a curated record
AGUGCUCUCCCUUCUCUCUAUCUCACUCCUAGCUAUUCUUUGUUUCUCUUCCUUUAAUCCCUUGAAACUCAGAAGAAGAAGAAAAAUGAAUCCAUAUCUCCUUGAGAAAGAUCUAGUGGCCGGUAAUGAAACAAUCAAUGGGUCAAGAUCAAGAUUCGAAAACGCAAACAACUUCGGAUCUCUACCAAACUCACACACUGCGGCUUCUCGUAAAACUUCCCUCACCAACCUCUCUCUCUCUAGGAACCAUCCUCUCAACAACAAACCAGCCUCAGUCCUCGAGCCGGAAGAUGAACAUGGUGAGAAAGACAAGGGUGAAAACGAUAAGAGAAUGAGAAUGAGGGGUAAAAAUGGAAUUAACACAAAAGUAUGCUCACGAGGACACUGGAGACCAACAGAAGAUGCUAAACUCAAGGAGCUUGUUGCCCAGUUUGGUCCCCAGAACUGGAACUUGAUUGCUCACCACCUUCUUGGUAGAUCAGGCAAGAGUUGUAGAUUGAGAUGGUUUAACCAACUCGACCCAAGGAUUAACAAGAGAGCCUUCACGGAAGAAGAAGAGUUUAGGCUUUUAGCUGCUCACCAAUCCUAUGGCAACAAGUGGGCUAUGAUCUCACGUCUCUUCCCGGGUCGUACCGAUAACGCCGUCAAGAACCAUUGGCACGUCAUCAUGGCUCGACGGAGUAGAGAAAGCCAACGACAACGUCAACAGCCUCCUCUGGCAGCGCCGUCAAGAGACGCUGAGAUGACGGUUUCGUCCUCGUGCCGUCGGGAGUUCUUCGGUAACGUAGCGAAGGGUAGUUUUGUCAAUGAAGAAGAUGAUGAAGAUGACGACGAUGGCUCAGCUGUCUCUACUUGCACCACGGAGCUCUCUCUUACUCCACCUUCUUCGGCUCACCAGCCUCGCUUCUUGAAUUACGAUAACACCCUUGCCUCAGGUAAAGAUGGUCAGUGUGUGCAGAGAGCAGAAGUAAAUGGCAUAUAUGGUAAAAAGAUGGACCAUCAAAAUCACCACACAAUCACAGUCAGUGAAAGAAAGGUGGAGAAGAAGAUGAAGAGUGGCUUUUACUUCUUUGAUUUUCUUGGAGUUGGAGCUUCUUGAUUUAAUUAGCUAGUUUGCAGAACUAGGGCUCAAUGAUGAGGGUGAACUGUGAUAUAAAAAUAUGGCUUUAGUUUCUUCUAUAUAUUUUCCUGGUUAAUUUUAGGCAUGUUUGUUUAA